Messenger RNA from Petromyzon marinus (sea lamprey), 4048 nucleotides. RefSeq names its product lon peptidase 1, mitochondrial (gene LONP1). Lineage: Eukaryota; Metazoa; Chordata; Hyperoartia; Petromyzontiformes; Petromyzontidae. Gene Ontology annotation, molecular function: ATP hydrolysis activity; serine-type endopeptidase activity; ATP-dependent peptidase activity. The record is from RefSeq and is a predicted model, not a curated record. Gene Ontology annotation, biological process: mitochondrion organization; protein catabolic process; chaperone-mediated protein complex assembly. Gene Ontology annotation, cellular component: mitochondrial matrix.
CACACACACGUGUGUGCGUGCGUUGGGGACGAGAGUCGGCAUGGCGGCGAUGGCUGGGGCAGCGCUGCGCGGGGCGCGCUCGGGGCUCCGGCUGAUGGGGCUCGCACCUCCGCGGGGAUCGUCGCUCUGCCGGCCGCGCCGUGGAGCCGCGGCUCAGGCGCCGCGCUGCGUGCGGGCCCUGAGUUCGGCCGUGCCGGCGUCUUGCGGGGCGUACGGGGGCGUCGGGCAGAGGCCGCGCGGGGUCACCGAGCUGGGAUGGCCGCAGCGCCCGCCGCGGCGCCUCGCGUCCGGGCGGAGCGAGGGAGGCGACCGCGGGGCUCGAGGCCUCGGGGGAGACGAUGCGGCCGAGGGUUCGGGCGGUGGCGAGGAGGCGGGAAGCGGGGACGGCGGCGGCGGCGCCGCCUUCUCCUCGCCCGGGAUCACGGCGCUGGCGACGCUCGUGGUGCCAGAAAUUUUCCCCAACGUGCCCGCGAUCGCCGUGUCGCGCAACCCCGUGUUCCCGCGCUUCAUUAAGAUCAUCGAGGUGAAGAACAAGGAGCUGAUGGAGCUGUUGAGGAGGAAGGUUCGGCUCGCGCAGCCCUACGCGGGGGUCUUCCUCAAGCGAGACGACAGUAACGAGGCGGACGCGGUGAGCAGUCUUGACGAGAUCCACCCCGUGGGGACGUUCGUCCAGAUCCACGAGAUGCAGGACCUGGGCGACAAGCUGCGCAUGAUCGUCAUGGGCCACCGGCGGAUCCGGAUCACGCGCGCACUCGACGCCGACCCCGAGAUGAUGGUCAUGACCCCGCAGGCAGAAGCGGACGAAACCGCGACCCCGGGCGACCCCGAGCAGGAAGGGCGACCCCGGGGUCGACGCUGGCGCCGGGAGAGGGGCGGGCGACCCUUCGAGACCGUGCCCCCCGCGCCUGGCGCCCCAGGGGGCCCCGAGGAGGUGGGGAGGGGCCCCGAGGAGGUGGCGGAGGCGGCGGGCACGGGUCCCGUGGGGGUGGAGCCGCUGGGAGGGGAGGACGCGGGGGUGGCGAGCGAGGAGGUGCUGAUGGUGGAGGUGGAGAACGUGGUGCACGAGGAGUUCACGCACACCGAGGAGGUCAAGGCUCUGACGGCGGAGAUCGUCAAGACGAUCCGCGACAUCAUCGCGCUGAACCCGCUGUACCGCGAGUCGGUGGUGCAGAUGAUGCAGGCCGGGCAGCGCGUCAUCGACAACCCCAUCUACCUGAGCGACAUGGGGGCGGCGCUGACCGGGGCAGAGUCGCACGAGCUGCAGGACGUGCUGGAGGAGACCAACAUCCCCAAGAGGCUGUACAAGGCGCUGUCACUGCUGAAGAAGGAAUUUGAGCUGAGCAAACUCCAGCAGAGGCUCGGGCGAGAGGUGGAGGAGAAGAUCAAGCAGACGCACAGGAAGUACCUGCUGCAGGAGCAGCUGAAGAUCAUCAAGAAGGAGCUGGGCCUGGAGAAGGACGACAAGGACGCCAUCGCGGAGCGCAUGCGCGAGCGCCUCUCCCACCUCGUCGUGCCGCCCCACGUCGUCACCGUCAUCGAGGAGGAGCUGAGCAAGUUGGCGCUGCUCGACAACCACUCGUCCGAGUUCAAUGUGACGAGGAACUACCUGGACUGGCUGACGAGCGUGCCGUGGGGCCGCGUGAGCGAGGAGACACUAAAGAUCGGGCGAGCGCGCGAAGUCCUGGAGCAGGACCACUACGGCAUGGAUGACAUCAAGGCCCGCAUCCUGGAGUUCAUCGCCGUGAGCCAUCUGCGCGGCACGACGCAGGGCAAGAUCCUGUGCUUCCACGGCCCCCCCGGCGUGGGGAAGACGUCGAUUGCACGCUCCAUCGCCCGCGCGCUCAACCGCGAGUACUUCCGCUUUAGUGUGGGUGGCAUGACGGACGUGGCCGAGAUCAAGGGGCACCGCCGCACCUACGUGGGCGCCAUGCCCGGCAAGAUCAUCCAGUGCCUGAAAAAGACCAAGACAGAGAACCCGCUCAUCCUCAUCGACGAGGUGGACAAGAUUGGCCGCGGUUACCAGGGCGACCCGUCGUCCGCGCUGCUCGAAUUGCUGGACCCCGAGCAGAACGCCAACUUCCUAGACCACUACCUCGACGUGACCAUCGACCUCUCCAAGGUGCUGUUCAUCUGCACGGCGAACGUGCUGGACACGAUCCCCGAGCCGCUGCGAGACCGCAUGGAGAUGAUCGCUGUGUCGGGAUACGUGGCGCAGGAGAAGCUCGCCAUCGCCGAGAAGUACCUGGUGCCACAAGUGCAGACAGGCACGGGACUCACGGACGGGCGGGCGUCCAUCACGGCGGACGCACUCGCGAUCCUCAUCCGGCAGUACUGCAGGGAGAGCGGCGUGCGCAACCUGCAGAAGCAGAUCGAGAAGGUGUUCCGGAAGGCCGCGUUCCGGCUUGUGGAGGGUGAUGCGGAGAGCGUCACCGUGGACACCGGGAACCUGCAGGACUUUGUGGGGAAGCCGGUAUUCACCGUGGACCGCAUGUACGACGUGACGCCGCCCGGCGUCGUCAUGGGUCUGGCGUGGACCGCCAUGGGCGGCUCGACGCUGUUUGUGGAGACGUCACUGCGCCGACCCCGCGACCCCGAGACCAAGGAAGGGACGCUGGAGGUGACGGGGCAGCUUGGCGACGUGAUGAAGGAGAGCGCGCGCAUCGCGUACACGUUUGCGCGCUCCUUCCUCAUGCAGCACGAUCCUGGCAACGAGACACUCACCAGCUCGCACCUCCACCUCCACGUGCCUGAGGGUGCGACGCCCAAGGACGGGCCGAGUGCCGGCUGCACCAUCGUGACGGCGCUGCUGUCGCUGGCACUGGGCCGCGCCGUGCGGCAGGACCUCGCCAUGACGGGGGAGGUGUCGCUCACAGGCAAAAUCCUCCCGGUGGGCGGCAUCAAGGAGAAGACCAUCGCGGCGCGGCGAGCGGGCGUCACCUGCAUGAUCCUCCCCGCGGAGAACCGGAAGGACUUCUCGGAUCUGGCGUCGUACAUCACUGAGGGCCUUGAGGUCCACUUUGUGGACCACUACAGCCAGAUCAUCGACGUGGCCUUCCCGCCGGAACAGAGCUGAUCUCUCCCCCCACCCCCCUCACGCGCGCACGCACGCAAACGUGGCCUCAAAUCGGCCCAAAGACUUGAGCCCGACGCGGUGCGGUGCUCACCGAGCCACCGAUAAGCGGCGUCCACGCGGGAAGGUGGAACAACAUUGGUAGAGUUGUGGAGACACGGUGGAGUGGGCAGCGUAUCGACUGUGGUCACUGCUCAGAUGCUCGGCUGGUGAACAAAGCCGGCCUUAACCGUAGCCGGGUGGCCUUUGCGUGGACUCGUAUGGCCGUCCGUCAUUGUGUCGCCGUUCUGCCUACGAGCCCAGCAUGACCCCGGCUGAGCUGCACACGCUGCGUAGGACCUCCACUUCGUACCUCCGCCAUGCCGGGGUCAGCACACGGUGGCCCCGGAGCUUCCUCACGUCAUCGUUCACGCAGCGUGCGAUCGCAAUCGCCAUCGCCACCAUCGUCGGACGCCGACCUACGCGGGCGUCCCGCGCCGUGGCCUUGGAAGUCGAGUUUCUGAGAAAGAGUCUCUCGAUGUAGUUUUAGCUCCGCUUGCGCGCACCUAGUACGCACCUACCGCCUGAUUAAUCGGUUUCGUACGGUUUUUAUAGCGUGCACCCCCUGCGCCCGACCCCCCCCCUUCCCCGAGUGGGUCCACGAUGAGUGACGGUGGUAGGUACCUCCGGCCCCCAGCACCUGCGAUGAGGUCAAACGCUGGCGUAGCUCGCCGCCGCCGCAACCCCUUCAUCGUUUGCCUCCGCUGGCCGCAGCCCCGGCCCCGUCACUGCGGUGUGGCCUAGCAGAUUGUGGAGUCACGAUUUCGGUGUGGGUCUGUGUCAAUGUUGCUACUGUAGUUUGCAGCUACAGCGACUGUGUCAAGUGUCGAUUGGGCAACCGCGAGCUAAGCCCAGCCUGAGCAGACGGGGAUUAUGAGCUGAUAGUGAUAAAUAUACAUUGUAAAGAUGUCUAAUCUGUAAUAAAUUACCUGAAUCAGG